CUGCUGAGGCGAAGCAAAUAAAAUAUUGGCCUACAGCCAACCAGCUGAAAUAGGAGAGUGUGAGCUAAGUACUAAGUCUUGACGCAGCACUGCAGGUUCGACGAAGGAAAGCUUGAUGGCGUUCUUUCCGGCACUGAACUUUACUGGUUAAAGAGGCGGAGUUUAACAAAAUUUGCUACUCAGACCCAGAAGCAAAAAUAGCUUCGCAGGGAGUCUACUCUUUUUCUCAGGUAAAACUUGGGGCUGUUUGCCCUUCGUUGCAGAAUCCCUGAUCCGUACCCGAAGGGAAGGAGGACGUUUGAGGAGAUUGUGGUGCGCUGAUGGCAGUUGCUCCUCGCCGCUGCGGGUAGGUGAGCUUGCAGCCAGAAUUUGGAAUGGAGAUGAUAAGUGACCAUAAUGGAACAGAAGCUAUGCGGACACCAGCAACACUUGUUUUGCACCGGGCGAAGAUGCCAGCCAGUAUCAUCAUCUCCACGGUCUUGUUCGUUGCUGAAACCGUAGCUGCUGGUGUACUUUGUGCCUCGUACAGCCGCUGGGGUGAUUCAUAUUGGUUGGGACUGACAAUCACCUUCAUGUUGGUGCCGUCUGUGCUGGUUCAGUUUACAUUCAUCUUAAUCCAUCGGGAACUGGGUACAAGGAGACCAUUCGUACUACUGCUUCAUCUGCUGCAGAUGGGACACAUCAUCAGGUGUCUAGAAGCCGUUGUUGUACUCUGGAAGUCUGGAAAGCAUGAAGAGCCAUAUGUCAGCAUUACCAAGAAAAAAAGACUCAACCACGGCCAGUCAAGUGAGUUUGAAAAAGAAGUGGAUCACUCAACGAGGAAGUUGAAUAUCCAUCGCAAUGCCUUUCAUCGGGCGUCUGUCAUUCAAGCCUUCCUGGGUUCCACACCCCAGCUUGUCCUUCAGCUCUAUAUCAGCAUAAUGCAGAAGUACAUUCCACACACACGAGCUGCUCUGAUGGCAUUGUCAUUGGUGUCAAUCACUUAUGGAGCCCUGGUGUGUAACAUCCUCGCCAUCCAGAUCAAGUAUGAUGAGUACAAGAUCCAGCUGAGACCAAUUGCUUACAUUUGCAUUAUCCUCUGGCGCACCUUGGAAAUUGCUACACGGAUCAUAGUGUUGGUGCUUUUCAGCACUGCUUUGAAGGAGUGGGUCUUUGCAGUGCUCUCUUUUGACUUCCUAGUCCUUUUCUUUCUUCCUUGGGUGGAGUUCUGGUGUGGCCACUCACCCUUCCCUGAAAACAUUGAAAGGAACUACAAACGCUUUGGCACAACUGUAGCUCUGUUACUCGUUUCCAUACUCUAUGCAGGAAUUAAUGUGUUUUGUUGGUCAGCGGUCCAACUAUUGCUCAGCAAUCGUGAUUUAAUCAGCAAGAAACAGAACUGGGUCAGGCUAUCUAUUUAUUAUACUCUGCGGUUUAUGGAAAAUGCAGUGCUUCUAGUUUUGUGGUACAUUUUCAAGACUGAAGUGUAUGAGUACAUUUGUUCCCCAUUGCUGGUGGUGCAACUAAUCAUUUCCUACAGCUUGGCCAUCAUCUUCAUGCUGCUGUUUUAUCAAUAUUGUCAUCCAUGCAGGCAGCUUUUCACCCAUAAUGUUGCAGAUUGCCUUGUAUGCGCCUGUUGGCGGGGACCUCAUUUUGAGCCUGCAUUUCCAGAUUCAUAAUUCAAUUUUUCAUUGUGCCUUCAGGUAGAUGUGGUAAAUUUGCAAUAUUGUUGCUUCUUUCACUAUUGCUUUUUCUUGGUAAAAGAUGAAAUAUGUGAAUUGUAAACAAGCUGGUGAUUUUCACAAUGCUUAGUGACGGGUCAGUUUAACGCUUGAAGUGCAUGCUUCUGUACAAACUGUAACUGUUCAAAUGUUCGUAAAUAUGCACAGUAAGCAAAGAAGAAAAACAAUGUUUCAAACUCUCAUUUUCCCAAGAAGACCAGGAAAUUUUUGAGAGCUAUUCUCUCAAUCAGUCUAAGAAUGUCCAAGCCAAUAGAUGUAUUUUAUAUAUUAAAAACAAGGCACAAAACUUCAUUUAUUUGGGAGUAUGGAGGCUGGACUAUAUGGAAUAUAUGUGUUUAAUUAAACAUUGUUAUUAAGUUAAAAACAUAAGGGGAUGAUCUUUUCCUCUGAGCCCAUUUGUAUGAAGCAGUGUUUACAGAGCCAUUGACUGAUUUUUUCCUGAUGUUCAAACAAACUUGUUUUGAAAAUUUGUUUGCAAGUAAAUUAUUUUUUUAUUGUAAAUGCAGGUUAUAUUUAUUUAUUCUGUCUCUUUUUGCCAGUUUUUAUCUGCUGUUCUUUAAAAUACUCUCAUGCUGUACUGUAAUUGAAUAAGCAUAUUUGAUCUGCAGGCACCUCAUCCAAUAACUAGGCCUUAUGUGAACCAUCUUGGUGGAGUUAACCUAACAGAGUUUAAUUAUCCUGCAGUACAUUAUUUAUUUUCAGGUAGGUUUCUGAGGAUUAAUCCGAAGUAAAACAUAGUAGACUAGUCUUUAGUCAAUCCAGGAAUGUUGAGGCCAAAUGAAUUUUAUUACAUACGAUGGAUAUCUACCUCUUAACACACAGUAUUUUUUUCCUGUACCAUAAAAAUGCUUCUCAUUUGUGUUAAAUUUGGAAAUUAAUCCAACACUUGUAUUCUCACUUGCUUUUGCACAAGCUUUAGGCUCAAAACUAUUCAGUGUGUAUAUCACCUUACUAAAUUAUUAAAAAAAUAGUUGAAAACAAAA
Mobula hypostoma (lesser devil ray) is the source of this 2704-nucleotide messenger RNA. RefSeq names its product XK related X-linked (gene xkrx). Lineage: Eukaryota; Metazoa; Chordata; Chondrichthyes; Myliobatiformes; Myliobatidae. The transcript has 4 exons. The record is from RefSeq and is a predicted model, not a curated record. Bases 375 to 1658 code for a protein of 427 amino acids. Gene Ontology annotation, cellular component: membrane.